GCUAAAGCACAUGCGAGUGUAUACCAGACGUAAUGCAAUUGGUAUUACAUUAAUGGAGAGGGGUUAAUGUUGUACACACCAUGGGACAGUAGUUAAGUGUGAUAAGUAACGUCAGAAAGUUCAAAUAAUUCUUGUAGGUAUAACUGCGUUUGUUGGACAUUUUGUGAUAUUUUUAUCAUAAAUUUACGCCUCAGUGAUCACAAAAUGAGUUUAAAGGGCCAGUGGUUGUAAAAAAAAAUUGUCUGUGUGUGUUUCAAUAAGCCAAUGGUUGAAUUUCAUUGUUGAUGACAUACAAGAAAAAAUUCAUUAAGAUUUCCUAGAAUUAGUAGAAUAAAGUUUUGAAGUGUAGAAUUUUUGGCCACUGCAAACAGAGUCUAGCACCCAGAAAAUAUUCAUUCGCAAAAUUAAAAUGUUGUCAUUCGAUACUCACAACACGUAUCUCUCUGAACUAUUUAUAUCAGCAAUAAUGCUACUCAAGUUGGAUUAGCAUUCCAGUUAGAUUAGCAUUCCAGGCAUUUAAAAUCAGUGAACCGGGCCAAACCCAAACGUCCAAAAUUUAGCUCUUUUUUCUAGAUGAUAAGAAUAGUAUGACUCAGAUAAUAUUGCAAGAUCGAGUGAAAGAGAGCUGUAAGUGGAUUUAAACAACCAGGAGAAAUAGACAAUAGUUAUAAUUUAUAAGUUACAAAACACGUGUCAUGUGUGACGUUAAUGAACCUCAAUGUGCCUUGGUCAACAACAAGAACCCUCGCUGGAAUAUGUCAACAGUGGGUGGAAAUCCUGAUGAUGAUGAUGAUGAUGAUGAUUAUCAUAAAAAUCAAUUCAGCACAACAUUGAUUGCUAAUGAUGGAGUUAAACCAGCAAGAUCCAACAAAUAUUUAAAAGUAAAAGAGGUUGUUACUGGCGAUGAAAACGGUGAAUGGGACGACGUGGAUACAGAGUCUGUAACAGAAUGUUCAGAGACGUCCGUCGACCUUACCCUGAAAACUGCUGUAACAGUGUGCAACUGUAUAAUGAUUGUAUUAUCUGUGAGUCUAAUAGCUGGAAUAGGUGUUCUGUUUGUGGGCAUCUUAGAUGAAUUCCAAACAACAAGAGCUGAAGCUUCACCUAUUAUGUCAGUGUUAACUGGAAUUCUAUUCGCAGGAGGUGGUAUCGUUGGACCUUUAAUGAAUCGGUUUAAUGGAGGCUACCUAUGUAUGAUUGGUGGUGUGUUAGCUUUCCUUGGAUGUUUAAUCAGUUUUUUCUCUCCCUCUGUGCCCGUUUUAAUUAUUGGUUGUGGAGUUAUAUCAGGUCUUGGUCUGACAGCUCCAUUUCUUGUAACCUUUGUUACCACUGGCGAAAUCUUCAGUACCCGCCGUGUUACAAUGUUAACAAUUGUAGGUUUGUGUUACGGUAUAUCUGGGAUUAUCUUUCCUUAUGUGACGUCAAAGCUUAUGGAUAUAUUUGGUUGGAGAGGGGUGUUCUUAAUCUAUGGUGGUGCUUUACUCAACUGUGUUCCAAUCGGUUACUUAAACGCCAUUGUUAAACGUCAACUGAAGAAGACAAAGGAGACCAAAAUCGAGGACUUCUUGACAUUUCGCUGUUCCGGAAACCCAUGUUCCUUGUCUUGGCGUCCUCCAAUUUCAUUUCAACAAUAUUUUUACCAACCGUAAUUUUUUUCUUUGUUGACAUGAUCCGAGAAAAGGGGCUUGAUGUGGAUACGGGUUCGACCCUUUUGUCUAUAAAUGGAUUUUCAAAUGUUGUCGGAAGGAUCAUUGUUAUUACCUUGUCAGUGGCCUUGAAGGUGGACCUCGUAAUACAAUAUACUUUAUAUUUAGCUAUAGCUUCCAUAACUGCAACUGGAUUUGUUUUUGCUGUUACCUACUCUGAGCUGUUGGUACCUUCAAUUAUAUUUGGUCUGUUUUGGGGAAUGACGGGUUUGUCCUAUCCGUCCAUGCUGCUAGAAUUGUCUGGACCAAAAAGAUAUGCAUCUGCUUUUGGCUAUUGUAACUUUCUAGGAGGAAUAGCUGAACUAUGUGGUGGUCCAUUAGCAGGUAUGAUAAAGGAUGAAACUGGGUCGUAUGAUGUUGUGUAUUAUAUCACUACAGGAAUGGGACUUCUAGCUAGCUCUAUUGUUGCCUGUAUGUUCAUUAUCAAACAUUGUCAAAAACAGAAAUCCUCACAUACAACUACAGAAACUGAAGUUAGAGAUAAAGUACGUGGCAGAGUUAAAGAUACUUUAUCAAGAACAAUUCACAUACACUCCAACUCUAGUUUAAAUAUACACAGUAUAUGAUAUAUGAAUUAAAAGGAUAAAGAACGUGUAUAAUUUUAAAAAUAAAUGGGUCUUGUGAAAAUAAUAAAAUACUGUUGUGCUAUGGUACUUUAAGCAGUUAUCUCCUAAAGCUUAGACAGUCAUAUCUUAGACAUCCAUAGCGCAGACAGUGAGGUAAAGGAAAUGAAAUGAAAUGGGGUUUAACGUCCUACUGGUCUGCUCCGACUAGCCUAAGACGGGCACAUGCCAUACAGCGGCACUACGGCCUACUAUUAUAUUGAAUUCUAACUGCCAAGGAAUCUUUUACGUGCACGACAAUGUGUACGCGGAACCUUGUUUUUCCGUCCCUUCCGAACGAUUAGACAGCUGUCUUUGUAAGGCCCUCUAUCUUGCAUCACUGACAAGGUGAACAACGCCAGAAAAUCCUGAGGAACUCUCUCGGCCAACACUGCGAGCGAACCCGCGACCUCCAGACUAGUGAGCCAGUGUCUUACUCACUGAGUCACCAUUGCUCCCGAUAGUGAAGUAGGGGAUUAAUUAACACAAUCCUCAUAGUUAUAAUGGAACAUUCCUAAUUAGUGUACUCCACUCAGGUAAUCACGGGAUGUUUUCAUUGGAAAACCUUUGAAGUUAUGACUGCCCCCAUUGAGAAAUUGAGGUUUAACGUCGGCUCGACACAAACUUAUUCAUUUUAGGACUAACACAUGGUUCAAUUGUAUUCCAAUAAUUUGCUUGCGCGUAGGGGCCUUUCGCAGUGGGAGGAAACCGGAGGACCAGGAGAAAACCCACGAG
This is a messenger RNA of Patella vulgata (common limpet), 3043 nucleotides long. Its product is annotated as monocarboxylate transporter 6-like. Bases 696 to 1649 code for a protein of 317 amino acids. The transcript has 7 exons. NCBI's taxonomy places the organism in Eukaryota, Metazoa, Mollusca, Gastropoda, Patellidae. Gene Ontology annotation, biological process: transmembrane transport. The record is from RefSeq and is a predicted model, not a curated record. Gene Ontology annotation, molecular function: monocarboxylic acid transmembrane transporter activity.